Molecule: messenger RNA, 192 nt
Organism: Pleurotus ostreatus (oyster mushroom)
Lineage: Eukaryota; Fungi; Basidiomycota; Agaricomycetes; Agaricales; Pleurotaceae
Exons: 4
Coding region: 1-192 (63 amino acids)
Source: RefSeq, a predicted model, not a curated record
AUGGGUUGGUUCAACGACGACUCCGAUGAAGCCCAGGCCUACAACCAGGUGGUCAAUGCUCCUCACAAGGCAGAGCUCUCCCAUGAACUCAUUGCUGCCGCUGCAUCGUACGAGUUGGAUUUCCUUGACCAAGAGAAGGCUAAGCGACAAGCUCGCGACCAGGUCCAUGAAUCUUACGACAGGAACAACUAA